ACAACAGAAAUGGCUGCUUUAGACGAAAUACAGCGUCUGGAGUAUUUAUCUCUGGUAUCUAAGGUUUGCACGGAGUUAGAAAAUCAUCUGGGAAUAAGCGAGAAAGAUUUAGCUGAAUUUAUCAUCAGCUUGGCAGAAAAACAUCCAACAUUUGCUCAGUUUAAAGCUGUUCUGACAGAAAAUGGAGCAGAUUUCACAGAUACUCUCAUUGGUAAUUUACUCAGACUUAUUCAAACUAUGCGACCAUCACCUUCCACCAGUAAAGCAUCCCAGCAGGAAGUUAAACCAAAGAGUGAGAAGGAGAAGAUGAAAGAGAAAUAUCCAGCUUUAUGUAAACCAGAUGCUCCUGCAUGGACGAUUCCACCUCACCACAUAGAUAAAGAUGACGAGCAGGUUGCCGCGGCAGCCAUGAAGGAGCUGGAGAUGCUCAUGCCAAACGUGUGUGGGACGAGCUCUGAUUACAGGUCAGGUGACAGAGGUCGAGACCCAAACAGAGAGAGCGGACAUCAGCGAAAUCGUUCACGCUCCCGAUCCAGAGAACGGGAAGGAGAACCAAGCGCCAAGCGCAGGAGGAAACGGCCGUCUCGAUGGAGCGACCGACCUCCGAGCCCACCUGUAGAUGCCGGCAGCAGCAGCAGCACCACCACCAACAUUAACAUAAACAACAAGGAGGACACAGACUCAGACCGUUGCCAUGACAGACUUGCGGAUCGGCCGCUGUCAGACCAGCCUGUUGUGGGAACCGUCUACAUCGGCAAAAUCAGUAGUAUUAUGCAGUUUGGCUGUUUUGUGCAGCUGGAAGGCCUCAGGAAACGCUGGGAGGGUUUGGUUCACAUCUCAGAGUUACGUAAAGAAGGCCGCAUAGCAAACGUAGCUGAUGUCGUCACCAAAGGCCAAAAAGUGAAGGUGAAGGUGCUCUCAUUCACCGGAACCAAGGCCAGCCUGAGCAUGAAGGAUGUAGAUCAGGACACAGGGGAGGACCUGAACCCCAACCGGAGGAGGAACCUGGACACGGGAGUCGGAGACGAAGCAAUGAGGAACCCCGACCGCCCCGUUGAAGCCAGCAUCCUCGAAAUAGAAGAAAACACAACGGAGCGUAAAAGGCUCGCUAAGAUAACUGACCUGGAGAAAUGGGAGAUAAAACAGAUGAUUGCCGCCAACGUUCUUCCUAAAGAAGAAUUCCCAGAAUUUGACGAGGAGACGGGAAUCCUUCCCAACAUAAACGACGAUGAAGAUGAGGAGAUAGAGGUUGAUCUGGUUGAAGAGGAGCCACCGUUCCUGAGAGGACAGACUAAGUUUACCAUGAACCUGAGCCCAGUCAAAAUAGUAAAGAACCCAGACGGCUCCCUUUCCCAAGCCGCCAUGAUGCAGAGCGCUUUGGCAAAGGAGAGGCGAGAGAUCAAGCAGGCGGUUCGAGCAGCAGAGAUGGACUCAAUCCCAACUGGUCUCAACAAGCACUGGAUCGACCCCAUGCCUGACUUUGAUGGAAGACAGAUCGCUGCCAACAUGAGAGGCAUCGGCGCGAUGCCUAUUGAUCUCCCCGAGUGGAAGAGAUACGCCUUCGGAGGGAACCAGGUGUCGUAUGGCCAGAAGACAGAACUCUCAAUCCUGCAGCAGAGAGAGAGCCUGCCUAUUUUUAAACUGAAGGAACAGCUCAUUCAGGCUAUCCACGAUAAUCAGAUCAUGAUUGUAGUUGGGGAAACUGGCUCUGGUAAGACGACGCAGAUCACUCAGUACCUGGCAGAGGCCGGUUACACCGCCAGGGGGAAGAUCGGUUGUACUCAGCCCCGUCGUGUGGCCGCCAUGUCUGUGGCUAAGAGAGUCUCUGAGGAGUACGGUUGCCGUCUAGGCCAAGAGGUGGGUUACACCAUUCGUUUUGAGGACUGCACCAGCACAGAGACGGUAAUCAAGUACAUGACCCAUGGUAUGCUGCAGAGGGAGUGUCUGGUAGACUCUGAUAUGAGUCAAUAUUCCCUCAUCAUGCUGGACGAAGCCCACGAGAGAACAAUCCACACUGAUGUGCUGUUCGGUCUGCUCAAGAAGACGAUACUGAAACGUAAAGACAUGAAGCUGAUCGUUUCCUCGGCGACGCUGGACGCUGUUAAGUUCUCCCAGUAUUUCUUUGAAGCUCCCAUCUUCACCAUCCCAGGAAGAACGUUCCCAGUAGAGAUUCUCUACACCAAAGAGCCGGAGACAGACUAUCUGGAUGCCAGUCUCAUCACUGUCAUGCAGAUCCAUCUGUCUGAGCCUCCAGGUACGAUUGAGUCACUAAACCAGGAGAGUAUACAGACCACAGACCAGUUUAAAACUCAAGUGGGCUGCACCAGUAAAACCAUCACAUUAUAA
Scomber japonicus (chub mackerel) is the source of this 2346-nucleotide messenger RNA. RefSeq names its product ATP-dependent RNA helicase DHX8-like. The record is from RefSeq and is a predicted model, not a curated record. The transcript has 15 exons. Gene Ontology annotation, biological process: mRNA splicing, via spliceosome; spliceosomal complex disassembly. Gene Ontology annotation, cellular component: intracellular anatomical structure; catalytic step 2 spliceosome. NCBI's taxonomy places the organism in Eukaryota, Metazoa, Chordata, Actinopteri, Scombriformes, Scombridae. The coding region runs from base 10 to 2346 and encodes 778 amino acids. Gene Ontology annotation, molecular function: RNA binding; RNA helicase activity; ATP binding.